CAUAAACGUCACACACAUUUGUUCAUUCUGUGAAGAAGGCGCGAAAUUCUCUCACACACUUUGCCUGUUCCUCUCUGUGCCGACAGUCAUGACUGAAGUAGAAUCUGCCAGCACCAGUGCUUCAUCAGAAAAAGACAGGAUGGAGGCCGCAGCAGACGCAAGUAAGAUUUUGUCACAAGGUAAAAGAAACUUGGUUUGUGGAGAAGUACCAGCUGCUGUAAAUCAGUUCCAGGAAGCUUGUAAAAUAUUAGCCAAAGCAUAUGGUGAAACAGCCAAAGAAUGUGCAGAAGCCUAUUUCUACUAUGGUCAAUCAUUGCUGGACCUGGCAAGGAUGGAAACAGGAGUGUUGGGCAAUGCUUUACAAGGAGUUCCUGAAGAGGAGGAAGAUACUUCUAAAAGUGCUGACGAACAGUUCGAGAAUGGAGACAAAUUGGACGUGGAAGAAAGAGAAAAACUGAGAAUAGAAGUUUAUGAUGCAAUGUCUGAAAAGGAAAAGGCAGAAAAAUCUGAAAAAGAGCCUUCAAAUGGAGAAAAAAUGGAAACUAAUGAAAAAGGAGAUGCUAAAGAAACCAAGGAGGAAAAAGAUGUGAAAGAAACUAAAGAGGAGAAAAAAGAUGUGAAAGAAACUAAAGAGGAGAAAAAAGAUGACAAAGAAACCAAGGAGGAGGGUGAAAAAGUGAACGGCACAGAUGAGGAAAUGAAAGAAGGUGAGGAACAGGAAGGAGAUACUGCAGAAGAGGGUGACACGGCGGAAGAGGGAGACACUGCAGAGGAGGGUGACACUGCAGAGGAAGGUGAGGAAGAGGCUGCUGAAGGAGAAGACACAGCAGAGGAAGGAGAGAAGAGUAAAGAGCAGAAAGAAGAGGACCCUGAUGAUGUGUCUAACCUUCAGCUGGCAUGGGAAAUGUUAGAAUUGGCUAAAGUUAUAUAUCUAAAAGAAGAAGAUAAGGAAGCCAAAUUAAAGGCUGCAGAUUCAUAUCUGAAACUUGGUGAAGUUAGCUUAGAAACGGAACAAUAUGAACAAUCAAUAUCAGAUUUUAACGAAUGUUUAAAAAUACAGAAGACAGUAUUGGAACCUCAGGACAGAUCAUUAGCAGAAACAUAUUACCAGUUAGGAUUAGCAUACUGUUUUCACAAACUUUACGAUGAAUCCAUAGACAGUUACAGAGCAGCAAUCAAAGUUUUAGAAGAUAGAAUAGCAAAACUAACAGACAUUGUAAAAGGUGGUAAGGACGAAAAAGAAACUGCAGAAUCCAAAGAUGAUCCAAAAAAAUUAGCAGAAAAUGAAAUCAAAGAAAUCAAUGAAUUACUUCCCGACAUGAGGCAAAAGAUUGAAGAUUCAGAAGAAGAAAAGAAGAAUUAUGAACAGUUAAAAGCAAUGGCAAAGGAAGCUUGUGGAUUUGGAUCAUCAUCAGAAAUUAAAGAAUCAGAAAGUAAAACAGACAGCAAGCCAGCAAGUAAUAUCGGCCAUUUGAUCAGAAGAAAGAGGAAACCGGAUGAAGAUGAAGAAAAAGAACAGGAUACAAAGAAAACGAAGCAGGAUGGAGCAGGUGAUGCUACAGUUAAUGGAACCAACGGAGUAAUGGAAGUGGACAAGAAAAAAGCUGAGGGAGAUGUACCACCACCAAAGGAGGCAGUUGCUUCAUGAACAACAUCUCAGGAACAAUUAAGUGCUAUAUCGUGAUCAAUCUACACAAUUUUGUAUUUAAUGGUCUUUAUAUAUUUAUAUUUAAAAAAAAUGUUAAGUACUAAAGAUUACUGGUGCUAAAGUUAUGGACAGUGACAAUUAACAUACAAUCAUGUAACUUAUUUUCUAAAGUUAUGAACGGUGACAAUUAUUGUACAAUCAUGUAACUUAUUUUCUAUUUUGAUAUCUGUUCCAUUAUUCUAUGAGAUCAUCCUGUCAGUUCAAACAUUCUCAUGUUUCAGUACAUUGUAUCUGUCAUGUUGUCUCUUUACUGUUAGUGCUCUCAUCAUGAUGAGAUUAAACUCAUAAAUCAUC
Messenger RNA from Mytilus trossulus (common blue mussel), 2002 nucleotides. Its product is annotated as nuclear autoantigenic sperm protein-like. NCBI's taxonomy places the organism in Eukaryota, Metazoa, Mollusca, Bivalvia, Mytilida, Mytilidae. Bases 89 to 1648 code for a protein of 519 amino acids. The record is from RefSeq and is a predicted model, not a curated record. Gene Ontology annotation, molecular function: histone binding. The transcript is spliced from 17 exons. Gene Ontology annotation, biological process: DNA replication-dependent chromatin assembly; CENP-A containing chromatin assembly. Gene Ontology annotation, cellular component: nucleoplasm.